Molecule: messenger RNA, 486 nt
Organism: Parnassius mnemosyne (clouded apollo)
Lineage: Eukaryota; Metazoa; Arthropoda; Insecta; Lepidoptera; Papilionidae
Source: the annotation of a GenBank genome assembly
AUGGCCCUGCCUAUGGUGAGGCGAUGUUGCGGCUGCCUUUCCUUAGAGACCGGAUGUCUCGUUCUGUGUAUUAUAUCAACUAUGUCCUGCCUCGCGUAUAUAGUAGCGGGCGCCUGGAAUCUGCCCAGGCAUAGAGAGAGAGAACGGGAAGACAAUCUCAUUUCCAUGACCAUGGUGAUGUUCUCUACACUAUCUGUCAUCAGCAAUGCGGUGGCUCUUGGAGGAAUGGGACUAAGGCGUCCCGGCUGCCUCCAGAUGUCGGUGCUGUUCAAUUCUGUGUUCAUCUUCUGCAUCUUCUUAGUGGCUGUGGUGACGUGCAUAUUCAGCAACGAGCUAAAACCUUUCCUGGACAACCCGGGCAAUGUCGCUCUGAUCGUGGUGAUGUUCAUCGUUGGAGCCGCGUAUUCGCUCUACUACUUGGCCGUAGUCAACAGCUUGUACAGGAAAAUGAAAAUGUCGUACAGCGAGACUGCGCUGCCUUUGUGA